AUGGGCGGAGUGAGAUGAGGGGCAAGUUAAGAUUCACUUCACACGUCGAUACAGCUCAUUGUAGCAUAGCAUACACGUUGCCUGAAGAGGUAGCCAGCUUGCUGCUAGAGAUUACCUGCUUUCUAAAGUGCCCAGGCAUUCACUACGGAUUUUCUGCGAACCACUGCAAGGUUUAGCCCCCAAAUCCUGGCGUAACGUUAGCUACGCGGUGGUGUAUCGUCACAACUGCAUCCGAAACUGUCCAUUACCCCAAAAAACUACUUCAUUGCGUCUCUGGGCGACCAGCAGUGUGUUUAUGUCUUUGUUUUACGAAAACGGUGAGUACCCGGACGACAGGAGCCACGGAUGGGAAAGAGCUGUUGUGCAGCUGUCGGAACCUGUGUGGAGGGAACUUAGUCCACAACCAGCGAGCCUGGAGCCUCAGUGGCAACACCUUUUUCAUGUCAGAGACCGAGUACUCUUGCAGUCGUUUAUGUCAUCCCCCCCUCACCAGGCAGACAAUACCAAGAAUUGCCAAUUCAAGAUCUUUUCGUCCUGCUGAUAGUACCAACGAUAGGCCAAGAUGUCGGUCAACGUCAACCGCAGCGUGUCAGACCAGUUCUACCGCUACAAGAUGCCCCGUCUGAUCGCUAAGGUGGAAGGCAAGGGUAACGGGAUAAAGACCGUCAUAGUCAACAUGACUGAUGUCGCCAAGGCUUUGAACAGGCCACCAACGUAUCCCACCAAGUUUUUUGGUUGUGAGUUGGGCGCUCAGACCCAGUUUGAUUCCAAGAAUGACCGUUACAUUGUCAAUGGCUCCCAUGAGGCGAACAAGCUGCAAGACAUGUUGGAUGGAUUCAUCCGGAAAUUUGUGUUGUGUCCAGAGUGUGAUAACCCCGAAACAGACCUGCACAUCAAUCCUAAGAAGCAAACCAUUGGGAACUCGUGCAAGGCCUGUGGCUACCGUGGCAUGCUGGACACCAGACACAAGCUGUGCACUUUCAUUCUUAAAAAUCCACCAGAGAAUGAGAGCGGGUCUGUGAAAAAGGAGAAGGAAAAAAAGAACCGCAAGAAGGACAAGGAGAACGGCUCUAGUGGCGGGGAGGCAGGGAACCGGGACGACAUCGACGCACCUGAAGCUGUGGAUGGGGACGAUGACGAUGAGGACUGGGGUGAGGAGACCACGGAGGAGGCACAGAGGAGGCGCAUGGAGGAGAUCAGUGACCACGCCAAGGGCCUGACCCUCAGCGAAGACCUGGAGAAGCCCCUGGAGGAGAGGGUCAACAUUUUCUACAACUUUGUCAAGCAAAAGAAGGAGGAGGGUGCGAUCGACUGUGCGGAUAAGGAGGUGUUGGCGGAGGCGGAGCGGCUGGACGUCAAGGCCAUGGGGCCCCUCAUCCUCAGCGAGCUGCUCUUCGACGAGAACAUCCGGGACCAGAUCAAGAAGUACAAGCGUCACUUCCUCCGUUUCUGCCACAAUGACAAGAAGGCCCAGAAGUGGCUGCUCGGUGGCUUUGAGUGUGUGGUGAAGCUGCAUCAGAGCCACCUGCUGCCGCGCGUGGCCAUCAUCCUCAAGGACUUCUACGACGCUGACCUGCUGGAGGAGGACGUCAUCCUCGCAUGGGCCGAAAAGGUCUCCAAGAAAUACGUCCCCAAGGAGGUGGCGAAGGAGAUCCACGCCAAGGCAGAGCCCUUUGUCAACUGGCUGAAGGAGGCUGAGGAGGAGAGCGAGGGCAGCGAGGAGGAGGAGGAAGAUGAGGAGGACAAUGUGGAGGUUGUGUAUUCCUCCUCUGCUCGUGAGUUUAAAGAGACUGUGACACCGAAGAAGCAGGAGGAGGAGGACGACGACCUUGACAUUGAUGCCAUUUAAGCAGACCAACACCAGGAAUGAAAUAGGAAUUUGGGAGAAAAAAAAAAAAAAAGGUUGACAAACAAACAAAACAAAACAAAAGAUGCCUCUAAAGAUGCUCUCUGACGCUUCUGCCAUGUCAAGGAGAAGACCAGACGCAUGCCUUUUGAUUUGUCUCGCUCACUAGCUGCUCCUUGUUGCAAUCAUGAUGUAGUGCUUCUGCGAAAAGGCUUCCUUUUUUCCGCAUCAGCCCCUCUUUACCCCCCCCCCCCCAAAAAAAACCUCAUCCUCAAUCCCGACCCAAAUCUACUUCUUCAAUCCUCAUCCCUCAAUCCCUUGCCCUACAGAUUGACUUGAGCUGUUCUUUGCUGUUCAAUUCGUAGGUGUGAAAAUGCUAGAAAAACUAGAGCACUAAAUGCACAUGUAUUUUUUUUUUCUUCUCUUGUGUUACUUUUGAACUAUUAAAGAAUGUUUGACAUUAAGUGUAAAA
This is a messenger RNA of Engraulis encrasicolus (European anchovy), 2318 nucleotides long. RefSeq names its product eukaryotic translation initiation factor 5 (gene eif5). The record is from RefSeq and is a predicted model, not a curated record. Gene Ontology annotation, biological process: formation of translation preinitiation complex; translational initiation; formation of cytoplasmic translation initiation complex. The transcript is spliced from 12 exons. Bases 563 to 1849 code for a protein of 428 amino acids. NCBI's taxonomy places the organism in Eukaryota, Metazoa, Chordata, Actinopteri, Clupeiformes, Engraulidae. Gene Ontology annotation, molecular function: eukaryotic initiation factor eIF2 binding; GDP-dissociation inhibitor activity; translation initiation factor activity. Gene Ontology annotation, cellular component: cytosol.